AGUAUUUCAUUUGGACUUGGCUUAUCACCACCCUUGUAUUGUGGUCUCCUUGAGAGAGAGGUGUAUGUAUGUGGGGUUCUGCAAGAGCCAGGCACCGAUCUGGAGUCGGGUGGUUGGGUUCCAGCCGGCGGGGGAUCAGGCGUAUCAGCGCAUUUUGGAGCAGGGAGAUUUCACCAUAGUGCCUCCUUGCCUGGCUGCAAUGCAGUAGGGCUGGGAUCUGUCCAGCUGGGGUGCCUCUCCCUGGUGCGGUGGAGCCCACUGCCGGCUGGCUGCUGGUGCGCUGAGCACCGGCAGCGCGAUGGCGGGCGCCGGCGUGAUGGAGGACGGCCUGUGGCGCGAGGCCGUCCACUGGCUGACGCAGUUCGGCGUGCUGCCCGCCGACCACCGCUGCUGCCUGCCCGACAGCAAGCCCAUCGACCUGCUGUACACGCUGCGGGAUGGCGUGCUGCUCUGCCACCUGCUGCAGAAGAUCGAUCCCGCGACCAUCGACAUGAAGGACGUCAGUCUCAACCCGCAGCUGGCGCAGUUCCUCUGUGCCAAGAACAUUCGGGUGUUCUUGACGAUGUGCAGUAAACACUACAACAUCCGUGAGGCUGACCUGUUCGACCCGAGCAUGCUGUUCGACUACACGGACUUUGGAAGGGUUCUGCGAACGCUCUCCGUCCUGUCGCGCUCGCCCAAGGCCCUGGCCCGCGGCAUCCCGGGGUUCCCGGCGGACGCGGACCAGUCGGCGUUCGAGGAGCCCAUCUACCGCCACCUGGACGAGGAGGCCAAUGUGGAGGACCGCAUCCUCUCCGAUCGGCUCCGCAGCCAUCUCAUUCGGAGCCGGUCCAAUGACAAAAUGGAGGAGAACAUUUACGAGGACCUCUGCUAUGUAUCGCUCAAAGACAAGCCGGCCACGGCCAAGGCGCCGCUCGAGAAACGCGACUACUGCCUGAACGAGCUGCUCGAGACCGAGGCCAACUACGUGUCGGUGCUGGAGAUGCUGCGCGAGAAGUUCAUGGAGCCGCUGCGGCCGCUGCUGGGUCCCGAGUACACGGUCACCAUCUUCCAGGGCAUCCAGGGCCUGGAGGAUCUUCACAAGCGGUUCCACCGGGAGCUGCGCGAGGCGUGCCGGCCGGACUCCACCACGCGCAUAUCCAACGUGUUCAUCAGCAACAAGGCCCGCUUCCUGAUAUACGGCGAGUACUGCUCCAACCUGCAGCCGGCGCAGGAGCUGAUCGACGAGCUCUGCGAGAAGGACGACGCGCUCAGCCAGAAGGUGGCGCGGUGCCAAAUGGAGGCGAACGGAGGCAAGUUUAAGCUGCGCGAUCUGCUCUCCGUCCCCAUGCAGCGGAUUCUGAAGUACGAGAUUCUGCUCAGAGAGUUGCUCAAGUACACCGUGAAGUCGACGCAGUACAGCGACGACCACGGCGGGCUGGAGCGCGCCCUGGCCGCCAUGCGGGACGUGGCCGAGUUUAUCAACGAAGUAAAGCGCGACAACGAGACUCUCCAGAUCAUGCACGACAUCGAGAGCUCUAUCACCGACUGGCCGCUGGAGGAGGGCCCGUUCCGCUCAGCCAAGGACUGCGGCCGCCUGCUCAAGGACGGAGAGAUCAAGGUCAAGUGCCACCCCGAGAACAAGAUCAAGCUCAGAUAUGUGUUCAUUUUCGAUGAAAUAUUAUUGAUGUGCAAGUCAACCAGGACGCUCUCCGCCAACAUCAAACGGUGGAGCUAUGGGAAGGAGGCCGGUGAUGUGUUUGGCGAACAGUACUGCUACAAAGACUGGCUGCGGAUCUGCGAGUUUGACCUGGAGGAUCGGCGCAAGUCGCAGAGGACGGACGCCCGCUGGUCCCACAUGUGGCACUUGGUGCACAAGCGCAAGAAGACCGUCUACACGCUGUACGCCAAGACGGAGGAGACGAAGCGCAACUGGAUCAAGGCGCUGGAGGAGGCUCGGGAGCACGUGGACCCGAGCGAGAACAAGUACACGGACCACGUGUUCGCACUGGCCACCUUCAGUCGACCCGAGGAGUGUGACACCUGCCUCAAACUGCUCAAGGGCAAGUUCUUACAGGGCUACCGCUGCGGCCAGUGCGAGCGGAAGGCGCACAAACACUGCAUCCGCGCCAGCGGCAUGUGCGGCGCGCGCCAGCCGCCCAGCCUGCCGCCGCGGCCGCCGGCCGGCGACGACGGCGACCCGGACGUGUGCGCCGUGCAGCUGCCCAGCCGCGGCUCGUCACACCAGCAGCCUGACUUCUCCGCGCCUCCUGUAGCCCGGUCCGUUUCGUUAGGCGCCCCGCGCCGCGCUCCGCCCCUGUGGGCUGUGUCGCGGACCGCAUCGUCGCUCUCCGGCUCGCGCAGCUCGUCCUUCUCGGCCAGCGGAGGCGAGCCGGCGGCCAGCUCCCCCGUGCCCAGCUCGCCGCCAGACUACGUCAAUCUCAACAUCGAGGAGCAGCCGUGGUGGUCGGGCGAGAUGGACCGGGUGCAGGCAGAGCGCGCGCUCGAGCACCGGCCGCCCUGGCACGUUCCUGGUGCGCGUGUCGGCCGCCCAGCAGAACAAGUUUGUGCUGAGCCUACGCGCGGCGGAGAAGGUGAGCCACAUGAAGAUUCGCCAGGAUGACGAUACUGACACCCGCUACAGCCUCAGUCCGGCUCGCCAGUUCCCGUCAAUCAUAAAGCUGAUCCAACACUACCAGCAGCACACCCUCGCAGAAAACUUCUCCGGGCUGCUCAUGUCGCUCGGCAAGCCAUGGCUUCAGGAGGAUAAGGCGCUGGUCAUGUACAAGUACACGCCCAACGGCCGCGCCGACAACAUGCUCGCGCUCAACGUCGGCGAGGAGGUGC
Messenger RNA from Pollicipes pollicipes, 2826 nucleotides. Its product is annotated as protein vav. Gene Ontology annotation, cellular component: cytoplasm. Gene Ontology annotation, molecular function: protein binding; guanyl-nucleotide exchange factor activity. The record is from RefSeq and is a predicted model, not a curated record. The transcript has 21 exons. Lineage: Eukaryota; Metazoa; Arthropoda; Thecostraca; Pollicipedomorpha; Pollicipedidae. Gene Ontology annotation, biological process: cell migration; regulation of GTPase activity. Bases 299 to 2602 code for a protein of 767 amino acids.